Molecule: messenger RNA, 2848 nt
Organism: Tachysurus fulvidraco (yellow catfish)
Lineage: Eukaryota; Metazoa; Chordata; Actinopteri; Siluriformes; Bagridae
Product: ribosome biogenesis protein wdr12
Exons: 20
Coding region: 132-2270 (712 amino acids)
Biological process (GO): ribosome biogenesis; maturation of LSU-rRNA from tricistronic rRNA transcript (SSU-rRNA, 5.8S rRNA, LSU-rRNA); maturation of 5.8S rRNA from tricistronic rRNA transcript (SSU-rRNA, 5.8S rRNA, LSU-rRNA)
Cellular component (GO): PeBoW complex; preribosome, large subunit precursor; box C/D methylation guide snoRNP complex
Molecular function (GO): snoRNA binding; protein binding
Source: RefSeq, a predicted model, not a curated record
UUGCGCAUGCGUAGUAGCACACUCCCUGCUUCCAGUACCGCGUGGUAAGAAGUUCGUGUGCUCUGCUAAAGGAGCACGCGCUCGAUCAGGGAGCCAAAUUAGUUUGUGUAGGUAGAAUAUACACCGUUAAAAUGCUAGUUUUAUUCGAAACAGCUGCCGGCUAUGCCAUAUUUAAGGUGCUGGACGAGCAGAAGCUGCAGCAGGUGGACAGCCUGUGGAAGGAGUUUGAAACACCAGAGAAAGCCAAUAAAAUAGUAAAACUGAAGCACUUCGAAAAGUUUCAGGACACAACCGAAGCUCUGGCAGCGGCCACCGCUUUAGUGGAGGGGAAAAUCGGAAAGACGUUGAAGAAGGUGCUAAAGAAAGUUGUGGCCAAAGAGGCUCAUGAGCAGCUGGCAAUAACGGACGCUAAGCUCGGUGGAGUCAUUAAGGACAAGCUGAACCUGAGCUGUGUGCACAGUCCUGCUGUGGCUGAGCUCAUGAGGGGCAUCAGGGCACAGAUGGAGGGUCUGAUCACCGGACUUCCUCCAAGAGAGAUCAGCGCCAUGUGUCUGGGUCUGGCCCACAGCCUCUCCCGUUACAAGCUGAAGUUUAGCCCUGACAAAGUGGACACCAUGAUUGUUCAAGCCAUAUCCCUCCUGGAUGACCUGGACAAGGAGUUGAACAACUACAUCAUGCGCUGUCGCGAGUGGUACGGCUGGCACUUCCCUGAGCUCGGCAAGAUCGUCACGGACAACCUGGCAUACUGCAAGACUGUCCGCAAGAUCGGUGACCGCACGAACGUGGCAACCACUGAUCUUUCAGACGUCCUGCCAGAGGAGGUGGAGGCCGAGGUCAAACUGGCUGUGGAGAUCUCCAUGGGAACAGAAGUGUCUGAGGAGGACAUCAACAAUAUCAUGCAUCUGUGUGAUCAGGUUAUUGAAAUCUCAGAGUAUCGCACUCAGUUGUACGACUACCUGAAAAACCGCAUGAUGGCCAUCGCACCCAAUCUGACCGUCAUGGUGGGGGAACUGGUGGGGGCUCGGCUCAUCUCUCACGCCGGCUCUUUGCUGAACUUGGCAAAGCACCCUGCAUCUACGGUGCAGAUCCUGGGGGCAGAGAAAGCUCUGUUCAGAGCACUAAAGACAAGAAGGGACACACCCAAAUACGGUCUUAUCUACCACGCUUCCCUGGUGGGCCAAACCUCGGCCAAAAACAAGGGCAAGAUCUCUCGAAUGCUGGCAGCCAAGACGGCUCUGGCCAUCCGCUACGACGCGUUGGGCGAAGACACCAACGCUGAGAUGGGUGUCGAGAAUCGAGCCAAGCUGGAGGUUCGACUACGCCAACUCGAGGAGAAAGGGAUUCGGCGAAUCAGUGGAUCAGGGAAAGCGCUGGCCAGAGCAGACAAGUAUCAGCACAAGAGCGACGUUAAAGUGUACGACCCGUCUGGAGACUCGACGCUUCCGACCACCGCCAAGAAGAGAAAGAUAGAGGAGGUGGAGGAGGCGGAGGAAGAAGACAAGCCUGUUGCGGUUAAGGCCAAGAAAGCAAAGAAAGAAACGCCAGCAGAAGAAGCCGAAGAGGCAGCUGCAGAAGAAACCGAGACGCCCAAGAAGAAAAAGAAAAAGAAGAAGCAGCAGAUGGAGGAGGAAGUCGGGAUGGAGGAGGAGGCUGCGGCCGUUAGCCUGGAGGAAGAGGUGGAGGAGGAACCUAACAGACCACGGAAAAAACAGAAGACUGAGCAGCUGGGACUGACGAAGACUCCUCUGAUGACUCUGUCUGGCCACACGGAGGCCGUGUCCAGUGUCCUGUGGACGGACGCAGAGGAGCUGUGCAGUGCAUCGUGGGACCACACAAUUCGGCUUUGGGACGCUGAGACGGGAGGACAGAAAAGUGCUCUGACGGGCAGUAAGGUGUUUAACUGCAUCUCGUACUCGCCGCUGUGUCGCCGUCUGGCCUCGGGGAGCACCGACAGACACGUUCGUCUGUGGGACCCGCGCUCUAAAGAUGGUUCUCUGGUUCUGAUCUCUCUGACGUCACACACCGGUUGGGUAACAGCAGUCAGGUGGUCUCCUUCUCACGAGCAGCAGCUCAUCUCCGGCUCACUGGACAACAUGGUCAAACUCUGGGACACCAGGAGUUGUAAAGCUCCUCUGUAUGAUCUGGCAGCUCAUGAGGACAAAGUGCUAUGUGCUGAUUGGACAGACAGUGGGCUGAUUUUAAGCGGCGGUGCCGACAACAAGCUCUACACGUUCAGAUACGCGGGGUGUGUGCGUGACGCUGGGGCAUAAAGUUCCAUCUCCAUCUCACCUCCUCGAAUCUGGACUCAGUCACCGGUGGAUUCACAACGUGUUAUUGCUCCUCUUUUAGAUUUUUCAUACCCAGAGUUUGUUCCACUUCUGUAUGAUCUUUUUUUUCUCUGUAUUCUCAUUAAAUGUAAAGAAACCUUCACCUGCUUGAAUAGAGAUUUAUUGACACCACAAACCAUCUCUUUGUUAUUCAUUUGUCAUUUAUAUAUUAUAUAUUUGUAACAAAUAAAGUUGAGUGCAAAAGUUUGUACACCCACAGAACACAACUUCACAGCUAGAUGUAUAAUGUGAUCAGUUUCCUUCACAACUAACAGAAAUGGUCAAAAUGUGUAUGAUAUUAAUAGUAAAAACUAUUUAAAUGUGAUCUAAAUGUCAAUGUGAAUAUAUGUUCACUCCUCGCAUUUAGAAAAUGCUUCCGAUAUCGACCGUAUCUUCAAAACAGCAAGACGUUGUUUUUUUUUUAAUAAACUAAUAUCUUUUUGUUGGAUGUUUUUGUUUUGUUUUGUUUUUUUAAUAAAUCCUGCCUUUCAAAAAUAAAACUCAAUACAUCAGUCGUCACA